GAUCACGUGACCGCAACCAAGCGUCGCUUUUCUUCGCUAGUACUUUAUCGGUCGUUUGCUUUCGCUGUGUUUAUUAGCGUAUUGUAACUGUUUACAAACAUACUAACAGAUAUGGCAGACUACUGCGGUGGUAACGGAGCAGCUCAAUAUGAAGAAAACAGCUAUAAACGCUCGUAUCAAGGUUUCGACGGAAGUGCCAAUCCCGCCAAGAAAUCCAGAGGAGGCGAAAUUGGUGGAGUAGAAAUGCGAUGCCUCAUUCCUUCAAAAAGUGCCGGCGGUAUAAUCGGUAAGGGCGGUACCAAUAUAAAGGAUAUGCGCCAGCAAUUUAAAGCCCAAAUCCAGAUCCCUGAUAGCAACACUGGCGAUCGAGUCCUUCGUGUUCUCACAGAUAUUCAAAGCUGUGGUGAAAUAAUUUUGCGUGUCAUACCCUCAAUCAACGAAGAACGGCGCACCGAUAAAUUUGAAGCUAGCGUAAAAUUACUGGUCCACCAAAGCCAAGCUGGCUCUAUUAUUGGGGUCAAGGGGUUCAAGAUAAAAGAAUUGAGGGAAAAGACUGGAGCAGUCAUUAAAGUUCACCAAGAGUGCUGCCCUAAUUCCACAGACCGAGUUUGCCAAGUGUCCGGCAAACCAGAUGUUGUAUCCGAUUGUAUCAAGCUGAUUCUCGAUCUCCUGGAAAAUGCUCCACCUAAAGGCCCUAUUCAAAAAUAUGACCCAGCUGCCAAUGAGGGAUAUGGAGAUUUUGGAUAUGGUGGGGGUCAAGGGGGUUUCGAUCAGGGGGGAUAUGGUGAUGGUGGUUUUGGAGGUGGCAAUAUGGGGGGAUAUGGUAGUAGAGGGUUUGGUGGCCGUGGGGGUGGAUAUGGGGGAAAUCGUGGGAGGGGUGGGUUCAAUUCCGGAGGUAGAGGUUUUGGUGGGGGCAGGGGGGGCCGUGGAGGUGGAGGCUUCCGUGGACGUGGUGGUCCAGGACGUGGUUUUGGUGGAGGACGCGGAAGGGGUGGAGGACCAAGGGGCCGCCCAGGGGGAAACUUUUGAUUGGCAUAAGACUAUGUCAGAAAUUCCUGUCUGAACAUUGUAGUGAAACCAUUUUCACUACUCAAAUAUGGUAAAAAAGGUUGCAAGCACAAGCUCCCAAAGCCAAAUAAUGCUAUUAAAUUGAAUAUUUCAACAGUAGAACUUUAAUAAUCCAAUGCAACUACUGUGUUCACUGUCCAAUUUUAUCGAAUAUUAUAAUAUUGACUGACCAUAAUUGCAUUGCAUUAAGCCCAGAGUUAUUAGUAAAAUCGAAAAUAUAUUUUGUCCAGAUAUCAAGUUGAUAAAUAAACAAUAUUAUAUGAAUGUCACGUCCUGGCAAAAUGUUUUGAUGAUUUGUGUAAUUUAAACAUCACUUUAGGUAUCUAAUAAUAUUUUGUAAAAAAUUGAACUGUAUUGUCCAUCUUUUUUAUUUCCCAUGUUAAUAUUUGUUGGUUACACAGAGUUCAAAUAUAAAUUCCCUGUGUUACGACAUGUUCGCCACAGAAACCCACGUGCCUAUUGUCAAGUUUUUCAUGCCUCCAGCUAGAAGACCAGAAUUAGCCAAUGUUUAAAAAAAUAGAUAUCCAACAGACCAUAUCACAAGUAUAGGGGGUAUCAUAAAUUUUCUGAAUAUUUAAUCCAGUGAGCCACCAGAUACAGAAUAAUUUUCGUUCUUGAGCAAUGGUUUUUAGUAUAAGUUACUGAAACAAUCGUAACAGCCUUGAUAUAUAAGAUGUCUUUACAUAUCUAUCUUGUAAUAUUAGUCAGAGACUCUAAAAUGAUUUUCUGAAAAAAUAAUGUCAGAUCAUUAAAUAUUCUCGUCUACAUAAAUAUGUAAACAGUUAUGAGUUCUGUUUAUCUCAUUAAUAUGCAAUUGCUCAUGAGAGAAUAGCAAUUAACUUCAUUAGCACUGUUGUUUCAUAAUUUGAUUGUUUAAACUUCUCCAGUUUAUUUUUGUUGAACAAAAGUUGAAUGAUGGUUGGGUUAUGGGGAUGUUCGCGUAUUCUUAAAUGUUUUUUGGUGUUGAUUCCACAGAAUGAUGACAGAUAUAUAAAUUUCACCAAUUAAUUCUUGUAGCACACUUCCCAAUCAAUAAGCACCAGACUUGGCUUGUUUUCAUUUUUAUCUAUUCCCCAUUACAAAUUUUGUUUUAUUACGUAGUGACUGAAAGGGUAUCUGAGUUUCACAAAUGCCAAUAUGAAAGUUAAUUACAUCGAAAUUAUCAUGUUGAAGUAAUAUCAUCACAUUCCAGCGAUAGUCCUUAUGUAUUGUACCUCACUUGAUAUCUCAAAUUGUAUGGCUUUUGCUUUCCCAAAUUUUCAAAGAAUCCCAAUCCUGUCCUUUGCCUCUACCUACAUAAUGUUUCCCUUCAUUAGCCUAACGGGUAUGCAUGGGGAAAUAUCCUGAACCAAGGAGGGCAUGGAGCAUUAUUCCAGGGGGUAUGAAUCACCAGAAAGCAAAAAUAGUAUGUAUUUCAUGCAUAAAGCAUUCCAGGGAAUUGGAUCGUUGACAAACCUCAUUUAAUAAAAUAUUUUACCCAUCAUGUGUUUUCCAGACACUCGGGCCAUAGCGAAUCUCAUUUAUAAACAUUUAUGCUCAAACAUGUAGUGCCAGAUACGUCUACUCAAAUGGUAAAAGCAAUGUAAUAUGAGCAAAUAAUUUGUAGUGACAAAAUGGCUCAUUUAAUUUGGUUAAAAUUUCCAAAAUCUGUUAUUUUAAUGUUGUGAUAUCCAUGAGCGUCACUUGCUCAAUAUACUUUGUGCAAAUUUUUAACAAGCUUUCACUAUUAAGUGAAAGAAAUUACUUGUAAACGACUCAAGUACUUGGUUCCUAAUAUUCACAAGAAAAUCUGCACAAAAGUUAUCAAGAUAGAUGUUUAGUCUAAGUUUGCAUGUGUCAAACAUAGCUUUCAAUCAAACAUUUGGUCGUAGUUGCAUAAUAUGUUGCUUGCAACUACUGGCUUGUACCAGUUUUCAAAACUUGAAUUGGGAAUAUUCGAUUCCAUGGCUCAUAUGCCAUCUAAUGACUAGUAACAACAUGGUAUUUCAUUUCUAUAUUGAAAUUAGAAUGAUAACUGAAAAGAGUAUGCUUCAAUCAUGAAUCCAUGAUUUUAUUUCUGAAAUAUGAUCAGCAUUCAUCUCUAUAAGGGCUCUUUUAUAUAUGUGUCUCAAUAUCUUCAGCUGUAUGUACUCUUUUUAUCUUGCAGUUUGCUUGUUCCUAAUUUUUUGCAGGUUCAUUAUUUGGUUGGGGUAACCGAGAAUCUGUGAGAAUAUUUUUGGAUUUGUGGUGUAAAGUUGUACAUGCAUUGCAUAUCCUCUAUUUUAAAUCUGAAGUAGGGUUUUUCAAAGUAAAAGUGGUUAACUUUCAAAACUCAAAGUUUGCUAUUUAUGUGUGCCCUCAAUAUUUACCUUAAAACCAUGUGAGUGCUUGUCGCUUGGGCUACCUUAAAAUGUAUAUGGUCUUUCUAUGAUUUGAUCAAAAAAAUAAUUGCUCCCCUUCAUCUUGCAAUAAGAUAUUUCAUAAACAAUAAAUUUGAUCUUGAGAUAGUGUUCUAGCUUAAUUGUGCUUUUACUGCUAUCUAACCCUGCUAAGCAAGCAGUGUUUCUUGAAAAUUGCACUUUUUUUCUGUAACACCCUUUUCUUUGAGUUCUAUGACGUGUUUCAGAAUAACUUGUAAACGAACUACCAUGUCAGUAAUCAUGGUUGUUCGUUGAAACUGACAAUAUCAGCAACAUGUUUCCAACUGCUUUUCAGGAUAUGGGUAAUUUUAAUUAAUUUUUUUAACAACACAGGGAAGCUCGGAGUGAAUGGAGGGCUUAGGCCUCAAAACAAUCUUGAAUUUGAUAUGGAUGUUUCAACUCCCAGUAAUACAUAGCAAUACGAGAAUAUAAAUGAUAAUGCCCAUUUUCAAGUUUUAUCAUAUCAACAUCAGUCAAUCAUUUGAUCUAACCCUUGUAAACAGGAUGAGAAGUGAUAAAUCUCGAAUUAGCUAUACUGGGUUCAUCAAGGAACACAAUUUUUUUUUUAAUUCGGAGCUGAAAUUCAUAGACUCGAAAAACGUACGACCACUGGGGAUGCUGAUAUGAAAAUAUUUAUCUCUUUUAUUCAGGGGAAUUUGUUUAAUUUUAUUCGAAUUUGUUUGAUUUAUUCAAGUAUAUUGCCUGAAAGGGACGUUGACUGUUGUUGUUAAAAAUGAAGUAAUCUUUAAGUGAGUAAUCAAAGCAAUCUUCCACCUGUGGAUUUGGUUCUUAAUAUAUGAUCUGGACUUUAGUCCUACGUUAUUCUGUUGGUUAAUAUCGUACUUGUAAAAAUGUUGGAUCUCGCAAGGCAACAGCCAUGUGGCUGCGACAACGUUAUUCUGGGUGGGAAAAUCUCCGUUUCAACAGUGGCGUUGUACCGCCAAGAAUUUUAAUAAAAUAUAAAUAUGA
Molecule: messenger RNA, 4436 nt
Organism: Styela clava
Lineage: Eukaryota; Metazoa; Chordata; Ascidiacea; Stolidobranchia; Styelidae
Product: heterogeneous nuclear ribonucleoprotein K-like
Molecular function (GO): RNA binding
Source: RefSeq, a predicted model, not a curated record